This is a messenger RNA of Batrachochytrium dendrobatidis JAM81, 1046 nucleotides long. RefSeq lists its product as uncharacterized. Bases 1 to 1026 code for a protein of 341 amino acids. NCBI's taxonomy places the organism in Eukaryota, Fungi, Chytridiomycota, Chytridiomycetes, Rhizophydiales. The record is from RefSeq and is a predicted model, not a curated record. The transcript is spliced from 2 exons.
AUGUCAUACCAAGACUCAUGGUACUCUCUCCUCAUUCAAGGGUGGAUGCCUUAUGUUGCUGUGGGUAUAUCGCUUGCCUUUAUAAUCGUACAGCUCCAGUUUACUCCCACUGCAACUACCACUGAUCCACUUCCCGGUGCUUUUGCUGGAUCUAGCAAGAAAAAGAAAAGGAAAGGCAAGCCAGUCAACACUCUUUCAAAGAAUAGAACCAACAGUCCUACUAAAACACCAGAUCAUUCUACCACAGUUUUAUCUUCUGUUGCUGAUUCCAACGCGCUACAAUCUUCAUCUCAGGAAGCCCUUCCAGCUACCCAAAAGUCUGCAUCUCCAAAGCGAAAGAUCCUUGAAAAGGGAACAAAGAUUUGUUUGGAUUUUAAGCUUCGGUCUGAGCAAAACGAUGCCACUGCUAAACAAGAGUCCCAUGCACAAGAAAAUACUUCUUGGGUGGUUCAAUCAAACCAGUUUGGAAAAAAACGAAAGCAAGCUAUUCCUCAGUCUGCAUCCUUGUUGACUCAAGAAUGGCCAACCCCUGCCGCCACUUGCCCUUCGUCUUCAUCCAACACCAAGUCGAAACAACGCAAAAAUACACCUAUUUCCAAUCCAUCUCUCAACCUUUCGAGCUCUACCGUUGGAUCUGAUUCAGUCGAUUUUUCAAAAGAUCCCAUCGAUGGGUCUAUGCGAACUGAUGCGGAUGAUGAUGUGGAAGUUCGUGCUCGUGUUCUAAAAGUUUUACCACCCGAAGAAAUCAGUAUUGAAUCGCCUAUGCCUGCUGAAGAUGGCUGGCAGCCUAAACCUACAUCAUCAACUAUAGGAUCAUCUACGUUAGGAACUCCUGUGUUGACCAAGACACAGCGCAAAAAUAUGCGCAAAAAUGAUUUAGCAAAAGCCGCCAAGGACGAGUCAGAUCGACUGCAGCGUGAGAGAUUAAACCAGCAUCGUCGCGCACAAGAAACUGAGCAACUAAAUGCAUUGGCUGCUAAAAGCCGUGAUGCUGCUCGACAGAGAGCAAUGGAUCGCAACUAUUGAAAUAAAUCGUUUUUUCAUUG